Diabrotica virgifera virgifera (western corn rootworm) is the source of this 1856-nucleotide messenger RNA. RefSeq names its product aladin. Gene Ontology annotation, cellular component: nuclear pore. Bases 305 to 1795 code for a protein of 496 amino acids. Lineage: Eukaryota; Metazoa; Arthropoda; Insecta; Coleoptera; Chrysomelidae. Gene Ontology annotation, biological process: nucleocytoplasmic transport. Gene Ontology annotation, molecular function: protein binding. The transcript has 5 exons. The record is from RefSeq and is a predicted model, not a curated record.
GGAAAAUUCCAAAGGAAAUUUACGCUGUUUACAUUCACAUUCAAUACUAUAUUAAUUAUUUAUCUAUGGUUUACAUUUCUAUAUUAUUAUACAUACAUUUUACAAAUUUUAAAAUAAGUAGACAAGAAUUAUUUCAUUAUCUUUUUGAACGUGAAAAUCUUAAUAAUUUGAUAAUCUCGUUAUUGGUUGGUAACAUUUGAAUUUUAUAUUUUCCGGCAAACUGUCAAAAUAUCAAAAUUAUAACCCCUUUAAUCAACGGUUAAUGACAAUUUAGAAAAUAUAAAUAAUUAGGUAUUAUAACAAAAUGAUGAGAAAUUUGCACGAUUUUGAACUUCCCCUGGACGGAGAAGUGUCCAUGUGUCAAAUAAACGGUCGAGUAUUUUCUAGAAAUUACGAUAUCACAAAUUUAAACGGCUUUACAAACACACUAGAAAAUUAUCCCAAAGUUCACUUGACGAGAGAUUUACUGCAUCCUACAACGUCUGGAGAUGAAGGCAAAGCUCUAUUUUUACCAGUUAACAUUUCUUUCCUCAAACAGUUAUCCCAAGUAUAUUACGAACAAGGAUAUAUGGAAGCCCUACAAACAGCAGCAUCCUACAACCAUGUAUUUAUCUCAAAAUCUGCAAAGGGUAUUUUAGAUAUAUUGAAAUAUAUUAAAAAAGUUAGGCUAAUAUUAAAUCCAAACUUACGACACAGUGGCUCUAGUUUAAUAGCUACCUAUUCCCAAACACGAAACUGGCUAAAUACAACUGUGAGAUGCAUUGCUUGGCAUCCUUAUUGCAAAAAAGUCGCUGUAGGAAUGUGUGAUGAUAGUGUUAGGAUCUUCAAUGGGGAUCCUAAUGCCAUUUCGUCGAUCUUGAGGUGCAAGAUGCAGAAACAUAUAACUUGUGUUGCUUGGAGACCAAUGUCAAAUACUGAGAUCGCUGUAGGCUAUGAAAAUGGAAUCAUUGUUUGGCAUAUAGAUCCAAAUUCUAUGAUAUCUCGACCCUCCAUUAGUAACGCAAUUAUUUUACAAAGACCUGACCAUAGACCUGUAAUGAGUAUAGCAUGGUCUCCCAAUGGGGACAAGCUAGUAUCUGUAGCAGCAUGUGACCAGUCUAUUUUAGUAUGGGAUGUAGAAUUAGAUAAGACGAGUACUCUUAAAAGAUCAGGGGGUUCAGGGAACCUGCUUGUGAAAUGGUCGCCUACAGGAGAAAAGUUGUUUACUUGUUCCAAUAGUCUUGUUUUUAGAGUUUGGGAUUGCCGCAAUUGGGAAUGUGAAAGAUGGACAGUACUCAGCGGAAGAGUUCAGUCUGCCUGUUGGUCAAAUUGUGGUACUACCCUACUGUUCGCAACAAACACGGAAACCAUCAUCUACGGAGUGAUAGUAAAGCAUGAUCUAAUAUUCACAUCUGACGCGGACACGUCUUCAAACCAAGCCUUGCCGAUGUUUGAUACAACUAAAGUUGAUAUAGACGGAGUUCUUGUCGGAGGACUGAUUCAGAGUAUGGAAAGUGAUCCAACAGGGAAAUAUUUAGCUGUUACGUUUCAAGAUACAGACUCUGUGGCCAUUUUUAAUAUAAUUAGGCAACAUGGGUUACAGUUGGUGGCGAACUCAUUAGUAAACGGAUUAGCUGAAGAAAAACCAAGCACCAUGAGCUUCCUUGUCGGUUAUGAAGCCGGCGCAUGUUUGACGAUAGGAUGGUCUAGUGGCAGGAUUCAAUAUUUUCCAAUUAUUUACAGCGAUUUGUCUUCUGCUGACAAUACUCAAUUAUCUACUAGGUUUAAUUCGUUUAACGGUUCAAUUGUGUGUUAAGACUAAAAAAGUUUUUAUAUUUUUGUGAUUGUUUGAUUAUAAUAUAAGAUUAUUAAAUAUC